This is a messenger RNA of Medicago truncatula (barrel medic), 1266 nucleotides long. Its product is annotated as protein DOUBLE-STRAND BREAK FORMATION. The transcript is spliced from 5 exons. Lineage: Eukaryota; Viridiplantae; Streptophyta; Magnoliopsida; Fabales; Fabaceae. The coding region runs from base 30 to 818 and encodes 262 amino acids. Gene Ontology annotation, biological process: meiotic DNA double-strand break formation. The record is from RefSeq and is a predicted model, not a curated record.
UCGAAUUCUAUCUCUCUCUCCCUCCAAAAAUGUCAGACUCUGUAGAACAACAACUCUCUCUCUUUCGCUACCUCAUCCAAACCAGAAGUUUCGGCGAUUCCACGCUCCGAUUUCUAGAUUCGCUUUUGAUCUCCAAAGACGUGAAAUCGUUAGUCGAAAUUCGAUCCAGUUUGACGCAACUCCUCAAAUCCGAAUCACUAUCUAUCAUUCAUUCCAUCACCGCAGAAACAAUUCACGAUAAGCUUCUCGUUCUCGAUUUCUUCGUCCGCGCUUUCGCUCUCGUCGGAGAUCUAGAGAGCUGUUUAGCUUUAAGAUACGAGGCGUUAGUUAUGCGAGAACUCAAAUCUGCAACUAUUCAAUUGCUUCAAGUUUCGCCAUUAGAAUGGUUAAAUUUUGUGGAAGACGCUGUGAAGAACGGUUUUCAUGAAGUUUCAGUAAAGGCAUGUGAAAAUGCAUUGAGGUGCAUUGGAAAUAACAAUGUUCAAAAGCUUGGAAGAGACGCGAUUCCUGAAAAUUUGAAGGCUAAUGCUAUCAGCGAGAUUACUAGGCUCAGGAAUUUUGCACUGACAUCAAUUACUUCACGUUCUGUUCAGGUGCAAGCAACAGAGUACCUAGAUAGGAAAACAAGAGAGCGGCAAAAGUUGGACUUACCCUACAAAGAAAAACGAUGUCUAGCAAGCACUUCCUUCAGAAAUGGAAUCAAGAGACAGAAUAUGCGAAAGUUAUACGAAAGACAAAACCUUCUGCAGGUCAAUAGUGAAAUGCAAGUUCGACAUCCAAAUUUGAGGUCAAAUCAAUUUCUGACAGUGACUUUAUGAUGUUCUAUUUCAUUGUCUGAUCAUGUGAAAUGUCAAAUUUCUGCCUGUCUUUUCAUUUGAGUGAUAAACCUUGAUCUGUAUUUGGUGUUUACACUUUUCACUGUUAAAAGAACAAGUUGAUUGCACUUUACAUCAUAUAAUAUUUGUAAAGCUGAUUCGGUGGGGUUAUAAAGUGAAUGGGUUGGUUUAGAAGGUAAGAGUUGGAAUGAUCAGAAGGUAACUCUGGUCCUUCUAACUACAUAUCAACACAUGACCGGCCCAAGGGUAAGGUCACCAAGACAAUUGCCUUAGACCGCUUUUGUAAUAAAAAGGUCUCAUAUUUAAAUUUGCCAGCCUCAUACAAUGUUGGUCCGGCCCUGUAUCAGUAUAUUUUGGGUAAGGGUGGAUGUGAUAUUAACGUUUGUGGACAGAAAUUGCAAACCUGAGUUUCUAUUAUCAAGACUAACAU